CGCCGCACGCCGCGGUCACCACCUGCCGAAUCCCCCCAACGGCGCCGCUCGCCGCGCAGCCCGGCCUCUCCAUUAGUACCCGCGACGCCCCAGAGCCCCGGGUUAUUGGUGCCGGCGACGCCGCAUGACGAGGCGCCGGGCACGCCCGUGUCGUCGCUGCGGGCGCCGUCGUCGUCGGGCGGGCCUCGAAGUCCGUCGGCCUCGGGUUCAUUGCCGCCGACGCCGAUCAUGGGCGACUCGCCGAGCGUCGGUCAUCGGAGACGAGCGCCGGUGCCUCGGGGUGGCCUAGGCUUGGAUCGGGGCGGCAUAUCGUCCGCAUUAAGACAACGGACGAUCGUCGGCGCGACGCCGGAGAAGGACACGACUGAGCCCGAACCGGCACCCGCGCCCGCGACAGAGACGACGGGCGAGGCUAAAGCAGUGAUUUGGGGCACGACCGUGAACGUCGAGGACGUCAUGGACGACUUCUGUCGGUUUUUGAGAACUUAUGCGCCGCGACGCGACGCGGGCAAGCAGCAUACGGAUCCUUACUAUGUUAGAGGGUUAAAAGCAGCUCACGCUAAUAGAACCGCGUUGGAUGUGAACUGUCGGCAUUUACACGCUCAUAGUGCCGAUUUGUAUCGUAACCUAGUCCAGUACCCGCAGGAGGUGGUUCCUAUUAUGGACUUGGUCGCUACCGAAGAACUGUCGAGGUGUAUCCUAGAAGAUGCGGUAGACUCCCCGGAGAAAGCCUCAGAAUUGGAUCAGGAGCCGCCUCGCAUUCAAGUGCGACCCUACAAUUUGCGGGAGGUCCACGAUUUGAGGGAUUUGGACCCGGAGAACAUCGAUCAGUUGGUUGCGGUGGCUGGCAUGGUUACACGCACCAGCAGUGUAGUACCGGACCUCAAACAAGCCCACUACAAGUGCGUCGUGUGUGGUGGAUCGGUCGAUGUACUCGUUGAUCGAGGUAGAGUGGACGAACCCUCAAAAUGCGCGCGGGCCGGCUGCGGCGCCAAGGGUGCCAUGGAGCUCAUCCACAACCGAUGUAUUUUUACCGAUAGACAAAUAGUAAGACUGCAGGAAGCCCCUAGUCAAAUCCCCGAGGGCGAGACGCCGCACACUACCACAUUAUUCGCCUUUGAUGAUGUGGUAGAUGCCGUGCGGCCUGGUGACAGAGUAGAAGUGACGGGUAUCUUCCGGGCGAUUCCGAGGAGAGUGCAUCCUCGCGUGCGGACCUGCAAAAGUCUUUUUAGAACCUAUAUCGAUAGUAUACAUUUCAGAAAGAAAGGUGAUGAGAGGGACGACGUCGCUGAUGUCAUCGACGACGACCCUUCGAAGCCAAUCGGGCCCCAGUUCUCGUCGGACCGUAUCCGGCAGAUUGAAAGGUUUGCGCGGGACGGCGAGGCGCCCUACGAGAAGCUGGUGAGGGCUUUGGCGCCCUCGAUCUACGGUAUGGAAGACGUCAAACGCGGCGUUUUAUGCAUGUUGUUUGGAGGGUGCGCUCGAUUGCGGGAGACGAAGACCGAGGACGGGCCGCGGGACGGUGCGGUCGCGCGCACGGGUGUCACGCCCGGGGCUCGUAGUAGAGGUGACAUUAACGUGCUCAUGUGCGGAGAUCCCGGUACGUCCAAGUCCCAGCUCUUAUCCUAUGUCCACAAGAUCGCGCCUCGCGGGGUCUACACGUCGGGCAAAGGGUCGUCUGCGGUUGGGUUAACGGCUUCCGUGCAGCGAGACCCGGAAACGCGAGAGUUGGUCAUGGAGUCGGGAGCUGUGGUUUUAUCUGAUCUAGGUAUAUGCUGUAUUGACGAAUUUGACAAGAUGUCUGAUAUGACUAGGGCCGUGCUCCAUGAGGCCAUGGAGCAGCAGACGAUAUCAUUAGCUAAAGCAGGUAUUGUGGCUACGUUGAACGCUCGCGCUUCCAUCUUUGCCGCGGCCAAUCCUGUGGACUCGAGAUAUAACCCGAGACUGUCGGUAGUAGAAAACAUCCAGCUGCCUCCUACGUUGCUAUCGCGUUUUGAUCUGAUUUAUUUGAUAUUGGACAAUCCCGAUAGGGACUCAGAUAGACGCCUCGCGAAACAUAUCGUAGAGCUUUAUUUGGCGCCGCCGGAGCCUGGAAGUACGGAAGAGCAGGCGCGCAAGGUCCAGGCCCCGGCGGACGAGCGCUUUCUGCGGGAUUAUGUCGCGUUCGCACGCGCGCGGAUCCAUCCUGAAUUAGGUCCUGAAGCUCGGUCGGAACUCGUCGAUGCGUACGUCCGGAUGCGGGGUGGUGGAAGCGCGAGGCCGAAUAGAGGUAGAGCCAUCACGGCGACGCCUAGACAACUAGAGGGCAUGAUCCGCAUUUCUGAAGCGCUGUGCCGCAUGCGCCUCGAGACUCGCGUGACGAAAGCUGACGUGCUGGAGGCCGUGCGGCUGAUGCAGGUCGCCACGCUCGCGGCGGCGACGGACGCGUCCACCGGUUUAAUAGACAUGGACGCCAUCACCACGGGACGGACCGCGUCCGACCGCGCCCUCCACGAGUCGCUCUGCAAGGAUCUCAAGAAGAUUAUGGAAGCGAGACCGCGCGGCACGCCCGUGUCCAUCGCUGAAAUUAGAGACGAGGUCCAGCGGAACCACGACGGCGACCUCGACCAGCUCGCGUUCCUCGCGGCGUUGAGAUCGCUCGCCGCGGAGGACGCGAUCAUGCACAACGAGCGCGCGGCGACGGUGCUGCGGCGCUAGUAGUGCCGGUUCCCCUAUCGCGUUCUUAAGUGCAC
Messenger RNA from Pelagomonas calceolata, 2732 nucleotides. Lineage: Eukaryota; Pelagophyceae; Pelagomonadales; Pelagomonadaceae. The record is from the annotation of a GenBank genome assembly.